This is a messenger RNA of Drosophila eugracilis, 877 nucleotides long. RefSeq lists its product as uncharacterized. The transcript has 4 exons. The record is from RefSeq and is a predicted model, not a curated record. Bases 180 to 848 code for a protein of 222 amino acids. Lineage: Eukaryota; Metazoa; Arthropoda; Insecta; Diptera; Drosophilidae.
AUCAUAGCGCAUAAGCUAAGGGCAAUGAUCCGCCUUACUUACCCUGUUCAUUUACAGACUCUGUUUGCUUUAGUCAUAUAAACUCUCCUAAGUCCAACUUCCCUCUUUUUUUUACUCAACAUAACUUGACUUAUUCGCGUUGAUAAUCGAAAUUCCAAAUUAAGAACAUUAGAUAUCCGAUGCCUGCUUCAGGUCGGACUCCCCAGCGAUCCCUGCUAAAUGCGGGGUUGAGGUUGUUCAUCACGAAGAUGGGAAGGAACCAACUAAUGCCUGAGGAUCGAAAAGGACUCGAAUUAGUGGUGACCGGAGAGUUAAACGAAACACUGGGCCAGUGCACAGCCGGUAUGUCCUCGCUGAACAGUACGGAGCUUUUCGAUCAAAUGACAGCCUCAACCAGAAUGUCUCAUAGAUUGGCGGCCGCCUUGGAGCGCAUCCAGGUACUGGAGGAGCGCAACCGUAGGCUGAAAGAUCUGGCGCUGGACAAAUCUGAUAUUUUCGAGUCUAGGGGUGUUAUGCUCUGCUCCCGGGCCUUUGACCUCAGUCGGGAGCUGAUCGUGACCAGAAUGCGAAUUAACGACUUUGAGAAGGCCUGCACUCAGCUGCGAAGGCGCAUCCUGGAGCUGAAGCUGCGACGCAUCCAACGACGACGGUAUCUUUGCCACGAGGUGCAGAGGCUGCGACUAGCGCAGGAGAACCAUGUGCCCACUAUCCUGAUGCGCCUCUGGCAUUGCCUCCGCUUCUUGUGGAACUGUGUUGACUGUCUGGCGCAGGUGUCCCACGGGGCUCGUUCUAUCCGCAAGGCGGAUGGCACAAUAGACGCCCUCAAUUUGUUCGUCGAGAGUUUUUAACCAUUGCCAUUAAAAUAUGUAUAUUACUU